Messenger RNA from Pieris brassicae (large cabbage white), 769 nucleotides. RefSeq lists its product as uncharacterized. The record is from RefSeq and is a predicted model, not a curated record. Gene Ontology annotation, biological process: sensory perception of taste. Lineage: Eukaryota; Metazoa; Arthropoda; Insecta; Lepidoptera; Pieridae. The coding region runs from base 128 to 769 and encodes 213 amino acids. The transcript has 5 exons. Gene Ontology annotation, cellular component: membrane.
UAGACUUAAAAAUUAAACUUGAGGAACCGCGAUUUUAAAAUGUGUUUAAAUUAUUACAGUGAGUCUGCAUCUCCUCUCUACCUUCUAUGUGGAGUACAUCAUAGAAUUACUCCUAGAGUUUCAGUUCAUGAUCGUUGUAAUUAGACUAACUCGUAUACUAAGGGUCGUUAACGGUAGACUGUCGAAGUUGCUAGAAGUAUUGGUAAAUGAAGAACAGGCGAGCGAAGAGAUCCGAGUACUCUGGCUGGUAUACGAGUUGGUGUGUGAUCUGAUUCGAAGAGUGAAUCGAGGCUAUGGCCUCAUACUGCUGCUUCUCUUGCAGUCAUUUUUCCUUCACUUCAUCAUGACACCAUAUUAUAUGAUUAACCUUUACCAAAUUCCUUCAGGACUGUCGACAUUAGGUCAGCAAGUGGCCUGGUUCCAUUUCCACGCUGCUAGCGUUAUACUCAUUGUGGAACCCUGCCAUGGAGUGCAACAGCAGAUGGCCAAAACUCGUUCUCUAGUCAGCAAGUUGAUGUGUCAGACGAGGCCUUAUGGCAGUCUUUCGCGAUCUCUUGCUGCUUUCUUCAGAAGUCUCACCUUAGAGCAGCCGCUGAUAGCGCCUUUGGGAAUGAGCGUGCUUGAGAGACCUCUACUCAUCACGAUCCUGGGGGUGGUAUCUACAUAUCUUGUACCUCGACAUUAUUUCUCUUUUCCCAACUCCACUGACAAGAUAUUUAAUGGGACUGACACUGCGCAUGUAGCAAAUAACCUGUUAUUGGAAAAUUAA